AUGAUUCUUGGCGCAGUUUAUAUUCAUCCUGGAGCAAGUAUUUCUAACAUCAGUGUUCUGCUGCAUCAAGCACUAUUUCCGUAUGUUUACAACAGCCAGUAUGUACAUCCCAUCAUGGAAGUUGAUACCGAUGUACCAAUUCUUCUUUGUGGCGACUUCAACACAAACGUGAAAAAUGACGAAACAUUUAUCAAAUUCAUGAAUGACAUGUUUAAUGUCGAUUGUGCAUCAGAUAUUAAUAACACAACAACACUAGGAGGCACCACCAUCGAUUUGACUUUUUCAAGACACAUUAAAAUCGAAACACUCCCUUUCAUUUCCUACUUUUCCUAUCAUCGUCCUAUUCUCAACAGAAUAACACAAAUUGGAAGAAGUUAA
This is a messenger RNA of Macrosiphum euphorbiae (potato aphid), 378 nucleotides long. Lineage: Eukaryota; Metazoa; Arthropoda; Insecta; Hemiptera; Aphididae. The record is from the annotation of a GenBank genome assembly.